CCUCAGCUGCUCGCAGUCCUGCUCAGUCUAGCGCCGGCAACGCUGAACUGGCGGCUGCAACUGCGAGAAACUUUUUGUGAUUUCGCCUCUCUCCUCUUGUUGAAGAUGACCUAACAUCGAGAGAGCCUCUGCUGGCCAGGGAUCAGCUGAAGUGUGAGAGAAUCCCUCCCACCUCCACUACCACCACUCGAGGGCUGCUCUGCAGAUGGGAGGUCACCAACAGGUCGUCUCUUUUGCCCAAAUGCACUAUCUGCUCUCCACCCUCGUCUAAGAUGGCUGCCCAUAGCCUUCUCCUGCACCCCAACAGACUGGAGCAGAGCUGCACGUUACCAUGGUGAUCAUUUCCUCAAAAACACUGGAAAAGAAGAAGGGUGUCAAUGAUGUAAGGUCCAAUAACAUCGAAAGACGGCUGCGUGAGCUCCACACCAUGAGCAGAGGAACCACCCUCCUCUCCUGUGGAACUGUGGAGGCAGAUAGGUGGCUGGACCUGGGGCGAAGCUGUGCCAUUCAGCAGAGGGCCCCCCGCCAGUCUGGUGGUGCCAGUCUAGAGAACUUGUGGGAUGUGAUGCCUGAACCAGGGAACAGGCUCUGGGCCAAGGAGCCGGGUAAUGCAACAGCAAUCACCAGUCUCAUAAGAGAUCUCAACCUCUGUGAUGGCAGUAUGACAAACCUGCACUCUCACACCACACCCACCACUGCACACUUCACCACUACAGCCACCAGCCAAGCUCCUGCAGCACCCCCCAGCAAACGCCAGUGUCGCUCCCUGUCGUUCUCUGAUGAAUUCAGUGGUUUCCGCUCAUCUUGGAGGCCCCAAGGCUCCCGUGUGUGGACAACAGUGGAAAAACGACGGUGUUUGAGCGGGGGGAGUGUCCGAGGUGGAGGUGGUUUUCCUGGUGGCCAUUUCCCCUCCAUGCAGCGUAGCUCCAGCUUCAGUUUGCCCUCACGCUCCAGCAUCCCCACAGAAGGAGCCCUUGACCUGCCAUUCUUCAACCAGCGACUGCCUCUCCACCCUCAAUUCACUGCCUCUCCAAUCUCCCCUACCUCUCCUUCUGUGCAACAUCACCACUCCCGCCAUCACCACUUCCUCAGACCUCUCUCCCUCUCCCACGAGCAGAUCAGCUUGCCUGAGCUCCGGAGGGAGGAGGCAUCAGAGGCCAGCUCUCCAGACUCCACCCCAGAACUGGGGAGGCGAGCUGGCCAGAAAGCUGGGGGCACUGGCUGUCUGUCCCGGAGCAGGUCCCAGCCCUGCGUUCUAAACGACAAAAAGAUUGGUAUGAAGCGCCGGAGGCCAGAGGACGCCCAGGAGCAGCGGCCCUCCCUGGACUUGGCAAAGAUGACACAGAAACUUCAGACUUUUCAGAGCUUGAGCUGCCCUGGAUUCUCAUCCACUGAUGGCUGCCCAUCAACCAUGCCUCUUCCCUCUUUUGAGACUACCGGCCAACCGGAUUCAGACUUCACUGCUGUGCCCGAUCUGGGACUGGAGUCACGGCAAGAAGUGACAGGAGACGAGGAGGAAGAGGAUUCCUCCUAUGAGGAACUGGAUAGCGACUCAACUUGUAGCGUGGACUCACGGCCCGGGUCUCCUGUAGGUGAUGUGUGCGGUAAACGCACCCUCUGGAAGGGUGAUUGUGGAACACAGAGGGACAUUUUCCAGCUGGGAGGCGAGCUGGAUCUUGACCAGAUUGAAAGAAACUGAACAUUUUAUAGGAGAUUUUAAAAGACUGUGUCUGGACUGUUGUUGAAUGUUAAAGGAUACUGGUGACGUAUCAAAAGAUGUUUUUUAAGAAAGGCAUUGAGGAAAAAGAAUGGAAGAGUGUUUUGUCCACUUUGAAAGGGAAAGAUGUUGAAAAGACAAUGAAAGUGAUAAAGAUGAUAAAGGAUUAAGUAUGUUGUUAACUGUUGGCUUUUUAGUGACACAUUUGCCUUGAAUAUUCUUACUGUUUGAAUCAAAAAGCAGUAACCUUAGUUGUUUUUCAUUGGGUAUUCAGCUUAACUCAGGAGUGGGAAAGUGAGGGUUAGUCUUAAGAAAAUGUCCCAGCCCCCCACUGUCUGUCAACCUGAUGACCUUUCCAAAGUCAGCUAACCAUAGCUUUGUAGUACUGUAGCAGUAGCUGGGCUCUCCUGUAUUUAGCCCAAGUUUGUUUUUCAGAGAAAGUGGGGUGAAACAGGGAGAGGUAAAACAACAGGAAGAAGCACAUACUUACCCUUGACCUUUCUCUUUCUGUUUUGUGCACACAUGAAACUCUGAAUUUGCUGAAUGUAGGCUCAAUAAGCUUUAAGGAUAGUUUGGGGGAAAAAAGACAGUGCCUUCUUUUGGAUAAUUGAUCUCCCCGGUUCUUUUCAAGAAAGUAGCCUCAAUCGAAGCCACCUUUCCUGAGCUGUUUUUGUAGUUUCUUUAAUAUGCAAAUUGUAUAUUUGAAUUAAACACUGAAUCUCUCAAGUUUUCAGUUCUAAUAUCAAUGUAUAUUUUUCUAAGUAACUUUUAUAUGAGCUGUUUGUGAAGGAGCAAGAAUACAAGACCUUUCUUCUAACAGAAUGGACAUGAAAUAAAUUUACA
This is a messenger RNA of Scomber scombrus (Atlantic mackerel), 2560 nucleotides long. RefSeq names its product protein FAM53B-like. The transcript is spliced from 5 exons. Gene Ontology annotation, cellular component: nucleus. Lineage: Eukaryota; Metazoa; Chordata; Actinopteri; Scombriformes; Scombridae. The record is from RefSeq and is a predicted model, not a curated record. Gene Ontology annotation, biological process: protein import into nucleus; positive regulation of canonical Wnt signaling pathway. Bases 332 to 1699 code for a protein of 455 amino acids.